This is a messenger RNA of Helicoverpa armigera (cotton bollworm), 1128 nucleotides long. RefSeq lists its product as uncharacterized. Bases 1 to 747 code for a protein of 248 amino acids. The record is from RefSeq and is a predicted model, not a curated record. The transcript is spliced from 6 exons. NCBI's taxonomy places the organism in Eukaryota, Metazoa, Arthropoda, Insecta, Lepidoptera, Noctuidae.
AUGGGAGCUGAAGACCUUCUUGUCGAAUUUGCCGAAAACAGCGGCUGCAGCACCAAUUCUGCUAUUGAUUUCGGCGUCAAGCAUACUUUUACCAUCCAGCGACUUCAGUGGUACCUUUAUGAAGUUGGUGGUACCCAGGAGAUUGCAAAUUUCGCUAUAGAAAUCACCGAGCUGAUUACUAUCAGCAAGCCACUGGAUGUAUUGAGCCUUGUCUUGCCAGCAUUUAUCUUUAGUGUGUCUCGUGACACGGCGGUGUGGUCAUGUAUCAGUUCAGCUAUGCAUCCUGUUGUGUGUUUUACGUGCUACGGGUCGACGACCACCCGUCCGGGGCAGCCGUAUUUCAACACGACGCGGCCCGUGCUCGGCCACGGGUCCACGCCGAACUGCGGCUGCCCGCGCAACUACCGGGAAGGAGACGGCUGCCUGUGCGAAGAGUAUUUCCCAUCCUCUCUCUCGACACCACCGGUUUACGACAAAGCGACUCACAGUGAUAGAAAACUAAGAGAGUCGACGGUGCUGGAGGCGCCGAGCAGCGCCGCCCCGAAGGCCUGCGGCCGCACGGUAGUGCUGCUGCCCGUGAUCCCCGUGCGCCCUCGCCCCCGCGUGGACCCCCGCCCCCCCGCGCCCCUGCGCCCCCGAUUUGGUGAUGCCAAUAAGAUAUCGAGCGCAAAAUCAAGACAGGAUACAAGCAUGCUCUCCAAUAUUUCGGAAGAACAAACUGAAACGGUAUACCUAAUAUUUAAUUAAAAUAGUUUGAUGAUGUCUGUAGUGUACUGUAUUAUCACCGAUAUCUGUCGUCUCGUUGUCGCAUAGACGCGGAGAGUGCACACUAUACUCUAUGGCCAGUUGGCGGGAAACCGGGAGAGUGUGUGGCACGGGAGUAAGACGUUAUGUGGGCAAGCGAGCCGAUAUCCUAAUUAUCGGAUGGUAAUUACAGAGACACAGGUAGGGCGAACACUACAUUUGGCGACGAGUGAAAAUAUUAUAUUGGCGGCGUGUCUGUAAGUAGCAAACAUUAUUUCUUUUGAAUUGAAAAGAAAGGAAGGGGCAGGUAUGGUAAGUUCAGUUUGCGGAUUAGAAGUCCCCCUAAACAGCCGAAAUCUGAACAAGUUGGCCGUCUGUCCAAAG